Messenger RNA from Oryza sativa Japonica Group (Japanese rice), 806 nucleotides. RefSeq lists its product as uncharacterized. NCBI's taxonomy places the organism in Eukaryota, Viridiplantae, Streptophyta, Magnoliopsida, Poales, Poaceae. The record is from RefSeq and is a predicted model, not a curated record.
AACUCACACAGCAAAUCCGCACGCUGUAGCAACAUCUUCCAACAUUGAAAGAUCCCUGUCCAGUUCAUUAGCAAUGGCCAAAGCCGUCGCCCUACUCCUUGCAGCCAUCGCGGCAUCGGCCGUGUUAGUGCAAGUGGAAUGCGACGCCCCCGUCGAGAAGAGCUUCAACAAGGCCCUCCUCGCCCCUGUCGAUAAGCGCUUGGAUGAGGCAGCUCAGGCCAUCAACGAGGCCGCCGACUCCGUUGUGGCUGCUGCCCCACCAGCAAAAAAGGAUGAAGUUGAAGCUGCCACGUGGAAGCGGAGAAUCUUCGCCAUAACUGCUCUCGGGAUGGCCCAAGGAGAUGAGAAGAAAGUUGCUGCAACUUCACUUGCCUACAAGAAAGCAGCUAAAGCUGUCCUCGAUGCCGCCCCAGCUGACAAGUUUAAGUUGAUGGAUGAAUCCUUCAAAGUGGCUGUUAUGCAGGUAAUCGCAUCAUGAGCCACACGCCAACCAUCAAUAAAGGUCUACUACUACAUCGCCGACAUUGGUAGACGACCGGACACGUACCGAGUAUCAACGGUUAUUUAUGUAAUAAAUGUCGUGCAAUCAAUUCUACUCAUUCCAUUCUCUCCAUUUGUAAGAGCACCAGGGGGAAAAAAAUAAUCCGGUGCCAUCUAACAUUUCUAGUUCAAAAUGUCGAUCCUUGGCACUUGGCGGAACUUUUUUUUUUCCAUGAAAUCCUUUGAAUGAUUCUUUAAACAAAAGUAUGGAGUAAAAAUAUCUUAUGUAAGAAAUAACAUAAACCGGACCAGCUUGCGUGCAUCAA